AUGAGCUUAGACACCAGUGCGAUCGAGCAGCAGGGGGGGUGCGCAGCUGAGCAUGCCACGAAGAACGUCGACAUCCCCGAAAGCAGCAUCAGCGGUAUCAGCACUUCUCCAGCAGAUCCGAUACUCUCGAAAUUCGAACUCCUCCCGCCGGAGCUUCUGCUAUGCGUCAAGGGUCUCUUGGGGGAUAGAGAUGCCAUCCACUUGGGUAUGUGCAGCCAGACUCUGCGGAAGAAGGUCACCCAGUCUCCCCGCACAGAGGAGCUGAAGAAGGCUAGUGUUUCCGCCCCGGCUCAAAGCCCACUAGAAACGGUGAUCAUCUGGCUCGGCAUCUUCCACCCCGAGAUCGAAAUCCUGCGCCUCACGGGUCUCAUCCUACGCGACUGCACCCAAUCCCUCCAAGAGCCACCCCCAUCUGAGAAGACUAGAGUUGCUCUCCUCAAGACCCUGGUCAAGGCCCAGAAGGCCCAGCUGCGCCUGGACGAGGAGUCGUUGCGCCGGCUGCGGGAGCUGCUGCAGGUGAACCAGCGCCAGAGCGCGCAGCUCGACGAGAUCAUUCGACUUCUGAAGGCGGCUCUAGACGGCCGAGACACAGCCUCGGAGGUUGGGGAAGUUAGAUAGCUUUCAUUUGGGGCGGGGGGAU
Aspergillus uvarum CBS 121591 is the source of this 640-nucleotide messenger RNA. RefSeq lists its product as uncharacterized. The record is from RefSeq and is a predicted model, not a curated record. The transcript has 2 exons. Bases 1 to 618 code for a protein of 205 amino acids. NCBI's taxonomy places the organism in Eukaryota, Fungi, Ascomycota, Eurotiomycetes, Eurotiales, Aspergillaceae.